Messenger RNA from Quercus robur (English oak), 1532 nucleotides. Its product is annotated as zinc-finger homeodomain protein 4-like. Gene Ontology annotation, molecular function: DNA-binding transcription factor activity; transcription cis-regulatory region binding. Gene Ontology annotation, cellular component: nucleus. The transcript has a single exon. Gene Ontology annotation, biological process: regulation of developmental process; regulation of DNA-templated transcription. The record is from RefSeq and is a predicted model, not a curated record. The coding region runs from base 554 to 1276 and encodes 240 amino acids. NCBI's taxonomy places the organism in Eukaryota, Viridiplantae, Streptophyta, Magnoliopsida, Fagales, Fagaceae.
ACUUUAUCCAAUCUCUCUUUCUCAUUUAUAAAUGAGCUUCAGAUGCUUCACUUGCCAAAUUCAGCAUCGAGAUUAUUCCUUGCAGCAGGCUUCCUCACUCUUUCAAUUUUUUGUCCUUAUUCUCUUCUCUCUCUCUCUCUCUCUCUCUCUCUCUCUCGUCUGAAAAAAGGUAUAUUCCUCUUAAAAACUGAUCAUUUUCAGCUCAAGAUCUUAGAGAAGUUGAAUGUUAUUCGUCCAUGUCUUUAACUCUUACGACUCUAUCAGCAAUUUUUUUCAUGCUCUUAAUUUGAUCAUCUAGCUAGGAUCUCUUUCUUCCAUUUCAUACUGUUUCCAAUGAAAAAAGAAUUUAGGCCAUCAUUUUAGCUUCCUCCCCUUAUUUAUAAUUGAGUUUUCUUAAGAAAGUCCCUCAGAUUUCUUCCACCAGCUAAAAGUAGAAAACUAAAGGUUCAUUUUUUGUUAACAAGGAUCCAAAGGAUCUAACAUAAUUUCCAAAGGGUCCCAAGAAUCCCAGGAUAAAUUAGCUUCCCAUUCGUUUAAUACAUUGGAGAGAGAGAUGAAUAGUUCAACCCAAAAAGGGGAAAUGCCAUUUCCAAGAAGCUGCAUUCAUGCUGAAGGAAAUGGUCACGUAGUUCCUUAUUCAGAAUCCCAACCCUCAAAAUCAAAUGGUGCAAGCCCUCCAUGUCCAAGUCCAACUUUGGAGGAUCACAGACCCCACAAGAAAGUGGUAAGGUACAAGGAAUGCCUCAAGAACCAUGCAGCAACAAUUGGAGGGAAUGCAACUGAUGGGUGUGGUGAGUUUAUGCCAAGUACUGGAGAUGAAGGCACCAUUGAAGCCCUCAAGUGUUCAGCCUGCAACUGCCACAGAAACUUCCAUAGGAAAGAGAUAGAAUCUCACUGUUCCUCUCAAUGUUACCACACCCCUUUGAUACUCAACAAUGCAAUUCUGGGGUCACCAAUAGGGUACCCUGCAAACUCCUUGAUAGUGUCCUACAAAAGUGGAUCAGUCCCCUCAGAGUCUGAUGAGAAGGAUGAUGAUGAUGAUGAUGGAUGUGGUGUUGUGGCAAGACCAGCUGAAAAGGUGAGAAAGAGGUUUAGGACCAAGUUCACAAAAGAACAGAAGGAAAAGAUGUUGAGCUUUGCAGAGAAGGCUGGGUGGAAGAUGCAGAAGCUAGAAGAAUCUACUGUGCAGCAGUUCUGCCAAGAGACUGGGAUCAAGAGGAGAGUCCUCAAGGUGUGGAUGCACAACAACAAACACAAAUUUGCACUAAAUAGCUAGAUGAAUCUAUUGUGCAACAAAACUAUUUUCACAUUUUAUUUAUUUCUUUUUCUCAUUUAAGAUUGCCAUUUGCUGAUUGUUUUUUGGUUAUAUAAAUGUUAGUCUAGUUUAGUGUAGUGUUUGUCAGUUUCAGCAAAUGGCAAAUGUCCAUGCUUAUGAAGUUUGUAAAAUUGUUUCAUUUAUCAUCUUUGUUUGUUUCAUCUCUCUCUCUCUCUCUCUCUCUAAACACGUUCCUCUUUUUUCAGUUUGAAUUAGA